This is a messenger RNA of Aspergillus caelatus, 993 nucleotides long. RefSeq lists its product as uncharacterized. Bases 1 to 993 code for a protein of 330 amino acids. The transcript is spliced from 3 exons. The record is from RefSeq and is a predicted model, not a curated record. NCBI's taxonomy places the organism in Eukaryota, Fungi, Ascomycota, Eurotiomycetes, Eurotiales, Aspergillaceae.
AUGACCUGUCCAUCAUCACGGACGACGCGGAUCCUCCUCCUCGGACUUCUAGCCGUCACAUACCUUUUUACGCCCGUACAUUCUCUAGCCACGAUCCCGAGUUCGAAAUGCGUUAAAAGCUGCGGAAGCAGCCGUAAAACCACCGCCGAUGACCUCGUCUGUCCGGAUGCAGCCUAUAAUAGCACCGCGAAAGGGAAGACCGUGAGAGAUUGUCUAUUAUGUCAAAGUACCGGAACAGCAUAUAUCAACGAUGAGAGGAAUGAUAUUUAUACCUUUUUGGCUACUCAAAAAUUCACCGUUCAGAGCUGCCUUUUCGAUCGCAACGGCUCCUCCAUAUCAGGCUGCCAGGACGAAUGUAUGCCCCUAAGAAGCGUCUACAAGACCGACUGGUACGGCGGUAGCAACUUCACCCCAAUUUAUACGUAUUGCGACGACGCCGGGUUCCAACAGUAUGCCGACAAGUGCGAAUCGUGUCUACAUGGUAAAAAUGGGACUUAUAUUCUCGGGAACUUCAUCGACAACAUGGUUUCAGCUUGCACAAAUAAACCGAAUGCCUCAGAAAAGCAGAUUGUCAACGUCCGUCAACCCAUCUUUCAAGUGCCUGCCUCAGAAGCGGUGCCCGACGAAAGCGAUUCCUCCUCGGGCGGUUUAUCAACAGGUGCGAAAGCUGGUAUCGGUGUUGGAGUUGGUGUCGGUGGACUGAUCAUUGUGGGGGCUUUGGUUUGGUUUUUCUGCCUCAGGAAGAGGUCCAAGAAGGUCGACGCCCAUCAGUAUGAGCGGCCUUGGCAGCAGGAGAAUCCGGGUGUCCCUGUGCUGUCGCCUGAUCCGCGGAGUGGACCACCGAGUGAGAUGCCCGCAGAGACGGUGGUGAAGGGCCCCUCGGAGUUAGCAGGGGAAGAUAAUACGAAGGCGAAGAUGGGCUCGGAAGGAAAUGAAGGGGAGUAUGCAAAGGAUAAGAAGGAGCGACAAUCCGCGGUCGCGGAGCUGCCAUAA